AUGGCUCCCCCAAAGGCUGCGCUCGAAUUCCUUGACUUUGUCAACGCGUCACCAACUCCUUAUCAUGCCGUUCACGAGUCCAUUGCCCGCCUGGAGAAGGUGGGGUUCACUGCCGUGAAGGAACGAGAUAACUGGUCCUCGACUUUGAAACCAGGCGGCAAAUAUUACAUGACCCGCAAUGGAUCAACCAUCGUGGCUUUCGCCAUCGGUGCACAAUGGAAGCCAGGAAACCCGAUCGCCAUGCUCGGCGCCCACACCGAUUCUCCCUGCCUGCGUGUCAAGCCUGUGAGCAAGAAGAGCGGCGUUGGGUUCAUGCAGGUCGGCGUCGAGACCUACGGUGGUGGCAUUUGGCACAGCUGGUUUGACAGAGACCUGUCGCUCGCUGGACGUGUUCUAAUCAAGGAUGGAAAGGGAAACUUCGUCCAAAGGCUAGUCAAGAUCGACAGGCCUAUCAUCCGAAUUCCAACCCUGGCGAUCCACCUCGAUCGCUCGCCUGAGUUCAACCCCAACAAAGAGACUGAAUUAUUCCCCAUUACCGGCAUGGUGGCUGCAGAGCUCAACAGGACGGGCAAGACUGAGGAAAGUAAAACCACAGAGGCUCAGAAUAAUCCUGAGGAGACAUUCCAGCCCUUGAAGAACAUGUCGGAUCGCCACCACCCCUACAUUCUGGAGCUCAUCGCCGAAAAUGUGGGUGCUAAAGUGGAAGAUCUGGUCGAUUUUGAAAUCGUUCUGUACGAUGUCCAAAAAUCUUGCAUUGGCGGGUUGAACGAAGAAUUUAUCUACUCCGCGAGACUCGACAACCUUGAAAUGACCUACUGCAGCAUCAUGGGUCUCAUAGAGUCGGUAAACAAGGCAGACCUCAGCCAGGAGACGUCCAUCCGACUUGUCACGUGCUUCGAUCACGAGGAGAUCGGAUCCACCUCAGCACAAGGCGCCGACUCGGACCUCUUACCGGCCGUAGUCCGUCGUCUCUCGAUCCUCGCCGGCACGGGUGCGCGUCACGGCGACUCCGCAUCCGACAAGUCGUGGGAACACAUUAGCUCGGACCCAGACGUCGACCUGACCACGGCCUUCGAGCAGACCAUGGCCGUGUCCUUCCUCGUCUCCGCCGACAUGGCCCAUUCGGUGAACCCUAACUACGUGGGAAAAUACGAGUCUAACCAUCAGCCCGAGAUGAACAAGGGCACUGUCAUCAAGAUCAACGCGAACCAGCGCUACGCCACCAACUCGCCGGGCAUCGUGCUCCUCCAGGAGGUGGCCAAGCGCGCCGGCGUGCCCCUGCAGCUCUUCGUCGUGAGGAACGAUUCCCCGUGCGGCAGCACCAUCGGACCCAUGCUGUCGGCUAAGCUGGGCGUCCGCACGCUAGAUCUAGGUAACCCACAGCUGAGCAUGCACAGUAUCCGUGAGACGGGCGGAACCUACGACAUCGAGCAUGCUAUCAAGCUUUUCUCGGCAUACUUCUCUUCUUACUCGGAACUCGAAACUAAGAUUCUCAUAGACUAG
Xylaria bambusicola is the source of this 1503-nucleotide messenger RNA. RefSeq names its product aspartyl aminopeptidase-like protein. The transcript is spliced from 2 exons. NCBI's taxonomy places the organism in Eukaryota, Fungi, Ascomycota, Sordariomycetes, Xylariales, Xylariaceae. Gene Ontology annotation, molecular function: zinc ion binding; metalloaminopeptidase activity. Gene Ontology annotation, cellular component: fungal-type vacuole. The record is from RefSeq and is a predicted model, not a curated record. The coding region runs from base 1 to 1503 and encodes 500 amino acids. Gene Ontology annotation, biological process: proteolysis.